Camelina sativa (false flax) is the source of this 1579-nucleotide messenger RNA. Its product is annotated as 1-acylglycerol-3-phosphate O-acyltransferase. Gene Ontology annotation, biological process: lipid homeostasis; phosphatidic acid biosynthetic process. Lineage: Eukaryota; Viridiplantae; Streptophyta; Magnoliopsida; Brassicales; Brassicaceae. The record is from RefSeq and is a predicted model, not a curated record. Gene Ontology annotation, molecular function: lysophosphatidic acid acyltransferase activity; A2-type glycerophospholipase activity.
CAGCAAAACCUCUCGUCUCAUCUUUUUGGAACUUUUUAAAAGAUAAAAAUAGAAAAUUUAAUAUCCAAAAAACUCGAUUCCUUGAUUCGUGGGAAAAGUUUAGAUUUUUAUUUUUGUUGGAUUGUGAAUUUGGUUCGGUGAUUGUAUGAACUUGAGCCGUUUUGUGUCAAGACUAAGAAUGGCAGAAGAAAUCUCAAAGAAGACUGCUUCGGUGGCUGAUUCAUCUUCUGCUGCUGCUACGGCGGCUGCGAGAUCAAGAUGGAAAAUUUUGUGGCCCAAUUCGCUCCGGUGGAUCCCUACCUCCACCGAUUACAUCAUCGCCGCCGAGAAGCGUCUUCUCUCUAUCCUCAAGACGCCUUAUGUGCAAGAACAAGUUAAUAUUGGUUCAGGACCACCAGGUUCCAAGAUCAGGUGGUUUAGGUCUACCAGCAAUGAGUCACGUUACAUCAAUACUGUUACCUUUGAUGCCAAGGAGGGUUCUCCCACUCUUGUUAUGGUUCAUGGUUAUGGUGCUUCUCAAGGCUUUUUCUUCAGAAAUUUCGAUGCUCUUGCCAGUCGAUUUAGGGUGAUUGCUAUUGAUCAACUUGGGUGGGGUGGAUCAAGUAGGCCUGAUUUUACUUGUAAAAGCACUGAAGAAACUGAGGCAUGGUUUAUCGACUCCUUAGAGGAAUGGCGUAAAGCCCAGAAUCUCAGUAACUUUAUUCUAUUAGGACAUUCCUUUGGAGGUUAUGUUGCUGCUAAAUAUGCGCUUAAGCAUCCUGAGCAUGUUCAACACUUAGUUCUGGUGGGAUCUGCUGGGUUCUCAGCAGAAGCAGAUGCAUCGGAAAGGCUCACUAAAUUUAGAGCAACAUGGAAAGGCGCCCUACUAAAUCAUUUGUGGGAGUCGAAUUUCACUCCUCAGAAGCUGAUUAGAGGAUUAGGUCCUUGGGGUCCAGGUCUUGUAAAUCGGUAUACAACUGCAAGAUUUGGUGCACAUUCGGAGGGAACUGUGCUAACAGAGGAGGAAGCCAAAUUGCUAACCGAUUAUGUGUACCAUACUUUGGCUGCAAAGGCUAGUGGAGAGUUGUGCUUGAAAUACAUCUUCUCAUUUGGAGCCUUUGCUCGGAAGCCCCUCCUACAAAGUGCAUCAGAGUGGAAAGUGCCAACAACUUUUAUAUAUGGAAUGAAUGAUUGGAUGAACUAUCAAGGUGCAGUGGAAGCGCGGAAAUACAUGAAGGUCCCUUGCGAAAUCAUUCGGGUUCCACAGGGUGGUCAUUUCGUGUUCAUAGACAACCCAAGUGGUUUUCAUUCUGCAGUGCUUUAUGCUUGCCGUAAGUUUAUAUCUCAAGACUCAUCUCAUGAUCAACAACUCCCAGAUGGUUUACGAUUGGUUUAGUUGUAGUAUGAUUAUUACAUAUGUAUACGUAUAUAUGAAAAAGAACAUCAAAAAGAAAUAUUCUUUUAUAUUUCCCUCUAUGGUUGUAUUUGGAGUGUUCUUGAUUUCUAUAUUUAAAACCUCACGAAUGUUCCAAAUGUGAUCUCAUUAUUGAGAUAUCGUAAUUGUAACCUUCCAUAAUCCAGAUUUUCUGUGUUUCAUCUA